GAGGAAGUGCUGCUUGUGCUGAAGGAACGGCUGGGAGCGCAACACACAAGGACGCAGCGCGAGCGCGAGCGAGGACAACGCGCGCAAAGAGGUGCACCUGUAAUCCACGCUGCUCACUCUCCGAUGUGCGGAUAGUGUGAGAGCAUCCAGAAGAGAUAUUCUACACCACACGCAUACCCAUGCUUGGGAUUUGGCUUUCUUUUUCUUCGCUAAUGCAAAAGGAAAUAUGCAGCGAAGCCUCACACUGCUCUGCACCAGUUUUCUGGGAUUGUGCUUCGGUUCCAGUUUCCCAAGUAAUAUCAACAUAGGAGGGUUAUUCCCAACCGAAUCACACGAAUAUGAAGUGUUUCGGUUUGCGCUCUCGCAUCACCAGGAUAUCCCUAAACUGGUACCUCAAGUGGAUAUGGUCAAAAUGGGGAAUAGCUUCUCCAUGACAUAUGCUUUCUGUUCGCAGUUCUCCAAAGGAGUGUACGCCAUCAUCGGCGUGUACGACAGGAAGACCGUCAACAUGUUGAUGUCGUUCUGCGGUGCGCUACACGUCUGCUUCGUGACGCCCAGCUUCCCCAUGGAAAACUCCAACCAGUUUGUCAUCCAGCUGAGACCCGAACUGCAGGACGCCCUGGUGGGCGUAAUCGAGCACUACAAGUGGUCCAAGUUCGUCUACAUGUACAGCUCGGACUCUGGACUGUCAGUUCUGCAGAAGGUUCUGGACACAGCAGCGGAGCAUAACUGGCUGGUGACCUCCGUGAAUGUGGAGACAAUGACGGAAGCGUCCUUCCUCAAAGUGUUCCAGGACCUGGACAAAAAGAAGGAGGGCCAGAUCAUCAUCGACUGUGAGCUGGAGAGACUCACCUCAAUCCUGAAGAAGAUCAUUGAGUUGGGGAAGAACGUGAAGAGCUACCACUACAUCCUAGCAAACCUGGGGUUUCUGGACAUCGACCUGACAGAGUUUAAGAAGGGUGAGGCGAAUGUAACAGGCUUCCAGCUGGUGAACUACGCAGACCCUAACGUCAGUAGGAUAGUGCAUCAGUGGAUGGACUUUGACAACAAAGAUGCCAAAGUUCCCAAGCGAAGACUGAAGUACACUGGAGCUCUCACAUAUGAUGGAGUCAAAGUCAUGUCCACAGCCUUCCAGAACCUCCGCAGGCAGAGGAUAGAUAUAUCUCGCCGUGGAAAUGCUGGAGAAUGUCUGGCCAACCCACCAGCACCUUGGGGCCAAGGCAUCGAUAUUCAGAGAGCACUUCAGCAGGUUCGGAUUGAAGGCCUAACAGGACACAUUCAGUUCAACGAGAAAGGACGAAGGACGAACUACACUGUCAGUGUGAUGGAGCUCAAGCCGACAGGACCGAAAAAAGUGGGUUACUGGAAUGAGGAUGAGAAAUUUGUGAGCACGGCGGCCUACAUGCCAGGCAGUAAUGACACUUACGGGCUUCAGAAUCGCACAUAUAUUGUUACCACUAUUCUGGAAUCGCCGUAUGUCAUGCUGAAAAAGAACCACGAGCAGUUUACAGGAAAUGAUAAGUAUGAAGGUUACUGUGUGGAACUGGCAGCUGAGAUAGCCAAACACGUGGGAUACCACUACAUACUCAAGAUAGUGGCUGAUGGGAAAUAUGGAGCCAGAGAUGCUGAGACCAUGAUGUGGAAUGGGAUGGUGGGAGAGCUCGUCUAUGGUAAAGCUGACGUAGCUGUAGCCCCACUGACCAUCACCCUGGUCAGGGAGGAAGUCAUUGAUUUCUCCAAGCCCUUCAUGAGCCUCGGCAUCUCCAUCAUGAUCAAAAAGCCCACCAAGUCCAAGCCUGGUGUGUUCUCCUUCCUGGAUCCUUUGGCCUAUGAGAUCUGGAUGUGUAUUGUGUUCGCCUACAUCGGCGUGAGCGUGGUGCUUUUCCUAGUCAGCCGCUUCAGUCCCUAUGAGUGGCACGCAGAGGACUGCGAGGACGGAGCUGAGCAGAACCCUAACCAACCCUCCUCGUCGUCCGCCCAACAGGGUCAAGGUCAGCAGAACCAGAACCAGCAGAGCCAGGAGCAGACCAAUGAGUUUGGCAUCUUCAACAGUCUCUGGUUCUCAUUGGGAGCUUUCAUGCAGCAGGGCUGUGAUAUUUCCCCCAGAUCUCUCUCUGGCCGUAUCGUGGGUGGUGUGUGGUGGUUCUUCACUCUGAUCAUCAUCUCCUCAUACACAGCCAACCUAGCUGCUUUUCUCACAGUAGAGAGGAUGGUGUCACCCAUCGAGAGUGCAGAGGAUCUGGCCAAACAGACUGAGAUUGCUUAUGGGACUCUAGAUGCCGGCUCCACCAAAGAGUUCUUCAGGAGAUCAAAGAUCGCAGUCUUUGAGAAGAUGUGGUCCUAUAUGAAGUCUGCAGACCCCUCAGUGUUUGUGAAAACCACAGAUGAAGGAGUUAUACGGGUGAGGAAAUCCAAAGGGAAGUAUGCCUACCUGCUGGAGUCCACCAUGAACGAGUACAUAGAGCAGCGCAAACCCUGUGACACUAUGAAGGUCGGAGGAAACCUGGACUCCAAAGGCUACGGCAUCGCCACCCCCAAAGGAUCCCCUCUCAGAAACCCAGUAAACCUGGCAGUGUUAAAACUGAAUGAACAAGGCCUGUUGGACAAAUUGAAAAACAAAUGGUGGUACGACAAGGGAGAGUGUGGCAGCGGAGGAGGUGAUUCCAAGGACAAGACCAGUGCUCUUAGCCUCAGCAAUGUGGCUGGGGUCUUCUACAUUCUGAUCGGCGGUCUGGGUCUGGCCAUGCUGGUGGCCCUGGUGGAGUUCUGCUACAAGUCCAGAACAGAGUCCCGCAGAAUGAAGUCUUCGGAUGGAAGAUGCUCGUUUUAUUGCUUUCCUACUGAUGCGGAGACUCUGGGUUCAUACCAUAAGCAAUCCAUCAAUGACGCCAUGCGCUGCUCCACGCUGACCAGGAUGAGCGGGAACGGUAGCGGCGGGGAGAACGGGCGGAUUGUCACACAUGACUUCCCCAAAGCUGUGCAGACGCUGCCGUGCAUGAGCCACGCGGCCAGCAUGGGCAUGGGAGCCUCUGGCAUGUGACCAUCUUGACGGAGCGGCACGCGUCACAUGUAACGCACGGACCUCCCGUUCACCUGCCGUCUGCCCCUAUGUCUGUCUGCCCGCUCGCAACAGACGCACCGUACUGCCAAAAUGCACUCGAAGACUCUUCUCAGUGAAUAGCCACCAAUAAAACUCUUUUCUAAAGAAAAACAAAACAUUAAAAAAAGGGGGGAAAAAGUGCUGCAAUAACAAGCCUGUGGGACUCUUUGGGAAAAAAGUGUUCGUUUAUGUCAUGAAUUCAGAAAACAAAAAAGAGAAGUCUUGUGUCCGAUUCGACACUCGCGCUGUGCCAAUAUUAUAAACCUGUUUACUUCUGUCUGAGUGUGCAAUAUUUUAGUUCAUAUCAGUGUUCAGCAAUGUUGUCUUUAACUUGAAUUUCUUUACAAAGAUUAGCUCACAGAGAUGUUUUGUUUUUUUGCACAAAUAUGUUCUAUGAAAUGACAAAAGCAAGUUCAUUUUCCUUAUACUUACUAGAAAAGAGUUAGAGUAAGCUAACGAGCAAGAUCUUACGCAUUUACAGUAUAUGGAUCCAGUGCCCCGUAAACAACAUUGCUUAUUUCUCUCGGUCACUUUGCGUAUUGAACAAACAUAUCAGCUCAUUUAACGACCUGUCCAUAGUGUAAAUACUCCGAUGUAAAUCUGAAACCGAGUGAGGGGUAAAUUUGAUUUGUUGUCAAUCGGUAGAGCAUAGCGGAACUGAACUUGUUGAUUAUCUUGCUCUGUGAUUUCCCACCUCAUGGACCUUGCAUAGCUGCUACGCCUCGUUUCAGGCGCCAUACCUCAUCGGAGAUCUGGGAGCGAGCCGCCACAUGUUUUGAUUGCCACUUCAGUGGGAGCUCUCCUAGGACGGAGUCAAAUUUGACCUCAGUUAUGGGCAAAUGUGCUUUAAUGAGCCAGUUUGUCCCCAACACAAACCAUCGGAACCUCGUUAACGUGAAGCCAUCAAGAAUACAUUAAGAAAAGUUUAUUUAAAUGAUGUUGCUGUAACAAAAAAGGGUACUUUGGUAAAGAUUUGUUCAUAUAAGACUAUGCCCACAUGGAAUAUCCAGAGAUUUCUGCCAAAUCUAAAUGCCCAUUACUCAGUUUCUACACAUCCCUUGCCACAUUUGGCUAAUUUGAUCAUUCUAAAAGAAUGUAGCACUCUCGGUUUACUGCAUUUAAAAUCCAUUCAGCAGAUUUUUCCCCACAAUCCAUAUAGAAAUUGUCAAACAUUCUAUGUGGGCCUACAUGGAACACUCCUUAAAGGGAUAGUUCACCCAAAAAUGAAAAUUCUGUCAUAUACUCAUUCUCAUGUUGCUCCAAAUAACACCCAUGGUGUACACAAAAAAAUAUUUUCCGUAUUUUAUAUGUCCAUUAUAUGCAUUGUUUGGACCCCAUUGACAAAAACAUUGCUACAGGUCGUACAGGUUUGGAACAACAUUAGGGUGAAUAAAUGACGAUUGAGUCAACUAUAAGUUGUUUUCUGUUAAUAGAACUAAGGAAGAAAAGAGUGCAGAACAGCUACAGGAUCCAAAUACUGGUGAAACAUAGGCUGUUCUGUCCUAUACACACACUGUGCGACAAGGCUCCUUGUGAAAUGAUGGUUGUGGAGAUAUUAUUGAUCGGCUACUGGGGCCAAGCUGACCUUUCUGAGCUCUUGGCUUCUUCACUGCAGGCUUUCAGAACAUGGCUUCCAGCUCAACAUAAACGGCUCUACCUAUUCAGCCUUCCCCUGCACACUGCCAUUGUACUGCGAAACAUGACACACUGUGUGGCCAUCGAAACGCUUCUAUUUCUCUGGCUUUUACUUUCCAUUUUCUUGACAUGUUUUAUUAGGCACAGAACACUGCGGUCCUUUAUGGCCUCAUGUGAGAGCAGUAUUUUAUAAGCAGUAAAAGAUUUGUAAAGUUCAAGUGAGUCAUUUAACAUUUAUACCGCUGUGAGAUUUUGAAGAGUUGAUUGAACUAGUGUUUUACACAUUGCUGACGCAAUGUUACUCGGAUAUUCUCACUGAUAGGGAUGUUGAUUUCGAUUAGUUAGGAGAGAAAUGGAGUCUUUGUGUUUCUGCUUUAAAUGUUGAAACUUCUUAUUUUGGGGGGUAUUUUAAUGCAAAAUGUAUUCUUCAUACUCGCCUACUUCUUGAUGAUUCCACAAUUUUAUUUGGGAUGUUUUUUUUUUAUUGUUUAUUUUUCUUUUUUUUAUCAUAAAGAGAGAUGUGGUUGAAUCAAAUUUACUGGAAAAUACAUUCAAUCAAUAAUGAAUAAAACUUUUCUAACCACAGUCA
Onychostoma macrolepis is the source of this 5324-nucleotide messenger RNA. It is a transcript of the gene gria1a, whose product is annotated as glutamate receptor, ionotropic, AMPA 1a. Lineage: Eukaryota; Metazoa; Chordata; Actinopteri; Cypriniformes; Cyprinidae. The transcript is spliced from 17 exons. The coding region runs from base 227 to 3040 and encodes 937 amino acids. Gene Ontology annotation, biological process: synaptic transmission, glutamatergic; modulation of chemical synaptic transmission. Gene Ontology annotation, molecular function: transmitter-gated monoatomic ion channel activity involved in regulation of postsynaptic membrane potential; AMPA glutamate receptor activity. Gene Ontology annotation, cellular component: plasma membrane; AMPA glutamate receptor complex; postsynaptic membrane. The record is from RefSeq and is a predicted model, not a curated record.